This is a messenger RNA of Amphimedon queenslandica, 830 nucleotides long. RefSeq lists its product as uncharacterized. Lineage: Eukaryota; Metazoa; Porifera; Demospongiae; Haplosclerida; Niphatidae. The record is from RefSeq and is a predicted model, not a curated record. Bases 185 to 688 code for a protein of 167 amino acids. The transcript has 6 exons.
UCCAUUACAUUCACUGGAGCUGGUACUAGCAGUACAGAAACCUGAUUCUUACUUAUGUAUAAAACCAAACACCUUUGCUGAUAAAUUACUGCCUUUUGAUGGUAUUUAUAAAGGGCAGACAGUGUCGAUUCAUGUACAGGAGAAGAAGAAGUGGAGGAAGUGUCCCUGUAGAGUUAGGGAUAACAUGUUCCUCAUUUAUAAAGAUGCAAAAGCUCAUAAUGAAUUGGCAAGACUGGCUCUAUCAGAUUUAGAUGUGUUCGUUGGAAUUGAACAAAAGAGAAUUGACGUUCGGAACCCUCUGCCAACUCGAUACCCGUUCUGUCUGCUGGUUCGGUUUGAGGAACAGAACAAGUUCCUCUGUGCUGACUCAGCAGACGAUAGACUACUCCUCCUGGCUGCUAUCAUAUUUGCUAAAUUUCCAGAUGGUAUUCAAACUCCACUGAUGCCGGUAAAAACCACACCUACUCAUUUCGACAGUAGAAACAGAGGAAUUAGUAUAUUGAAUCCAACGCAGUCUUCUCCUCACACGUCGCCCACUCACGGAAUGAAUUUAUCAGUCAGUUAUAAUCCACAGCCUGUUAUUCCAAGAGGUGUGGUCUCCCCAAGUAAGGUUGGUACUCUAGACCACAGUGUCAUUUCGGAACUUAAAAAGAGAAACAGUUUAAGUCCAGAUCAUCUUCUUAGUUAGCAUUAAUAAUUAUUAUAUUUAUUGAAAUAAUUACUGAUUUUUAAUUUAUUAUUGUUGUUAUUAUUUUAUUGUGUUUUGAUUUUAAUUUGUUUGUUUGUUUGUUGAGGAUAAUGUUCUAUUUUAUUCUAAUCACUUAUUAUGA